Molecule: messenger RNA, 978 nt
Organism: Nerophis lumbriciformis (worm pipefish)
Lineage: Eukaryota; Metazoa; Chordata; Actinopteri; Syngnathiformes; Syngnathidae
Source: RefSeq, a predicted model, not a curated record
AUGCCCACGAGCCACCUAUCUCAACCCUCGGCGGCUGACAUCGCAGCCGCGGCCCAGCGCAUCGCGCCCUACGUGCACCGCACCCCGGUGUUGACCUGCCGCACCCUUGAUCAGCGGCUAGGCGCCGAGUUGUUCUUCAAAUGCGAGAACUUCCAGCGCGUCGGCGCCUUCAAGAUGCGCGGCGCCAGCAACACCGUGGCGUCGCUGAGCGCUGACGAGCUCGAGCGCGGCGUCACCACCCAUUCCUCAGGCAACCAUGCCCAAGCACUGGCGCUGGCGGCCCGUUUGAUCGGCACCCAAGCGACCAUCGUCAUGCCUGAGAACGCGCCACGGGUGAAGCUCGACGCGGUGCGCGGCUACGGCGCCGAGGUGGUGCUAUGCGAGCCCACCCUCGAAGCCCGCGAACGCGAGACCGAGAAGAUCAUCGACCAACGUGGCGCGGUGUUGGUGCACCCCUUCAACGAUCCUCGCAUCGUCGCCGGCCAGGCGACCGCCGCCCGCGAAUUGCUAGACGAGAUCGCCGACCUCGACUUGAUCUUGACUCCCACCGGUGGCGGCGGCCUGCUCUCAGGCACCGCCUUGACCGCCCUCUAUGACGCCUCGGUAGUGCAGGUCUACGGCGCCGAACCCGCCGCGGCAGACGACGCCCGGCGCUCCCUAAAGGCGGGCCGUCGACUGAGCAACGAGGGGCCAACCAAGACCAUCUGCGACGGCCUGCUGACCUCCCUCGGCGAGGUCACAUGGGCAAUCAUCGAGCGCCACGUCAGCGACAUCCUGACCGUCACCGACGAAGAGGUCAGCCAGGCCAUGCGGCUGAUCUGGGAACGGAUGAAGAUCAUCGUCGAGCCCUCCGCCGCAGUAGUGCUGGCAGUGCUGCUCGCCGGCCGACUCGACGUCGCCGGCAAGAAAGUCGGCCUAAUCCUCUCCGGCGGCAACGUCGACCUCGGCAACUUGUCUUGGCUAGCGAGCUCGAACUAG